This is a messenger RNA of Ilex paraguariensis (yerba mate), 2085 nucleotides long. The record is from the annotation of a GenBank genome assembly. Lineage: Eukaryota; Viridiplantae; Streptophyta; Magnoliopsida; Aquifoliales; Aquifoliaceae.
AUGGAUGCGAAUGGUAAAGCUUCAAAAAGUGGCGAAAUAAGCUUGACAGAGAACACGAGAACAAGUGCAGUGGUUCUAAACGUUUCUGGCGAAGAAAAAGAUGCAAAGAAUUCAUACCCAGAUGCUUCAAAAGAUCAAAGGUCUAAAGGAAGUGCCGAUUCACCUCAAAGGGUAUCGACCGAUUUGCAUUCGGGUGUUCCAAUUCCAAAGUCUGUGCCAAUGAGAUGUCCUUCACCUGAGAUUUCACGGUUCUGUCCCAGCCCCAAUAAACCUCCAAAAAUCCCCACCAUUGAAACCCUGACUCGGAGAAAAUCGCUGGCAAGAUCUAUAUAUUCCAAACCCAAGUCAAGAUUUGGGGAACAGUCUGUGCAUAUUGAUUCUAAUAUGUUUGAAGAACAAGUAGAGCAAAUUGUAAUGUCUAAUCAAGCUUCGCCCGAUAGUAAACUGGUUUCUAAUACCAAUACUACACUAAAGGAGACUAUUAGAAUGGUGUCAAUUACUCCCAAGACACCAUUAAUGGCGUCUCCCGAUGGUCUGGGAGGAGAGGAUGAGGAUGAGGCGAUAUAUAAGAAAGUGAGCAUAAGGAAUAAAUUGAAGUAUAAGAGAGUUAAAAUUAAGGUUUUGAUUGAAUGGGUUGUGUUUCUUUGCAUUUUGGGGUGUUUAAUAGCUAGCUUGACUGUUCAUGAGUUGAAAAAAAAGAUGAUCUGGGGUUUGGCUAUUUGGAAAGGCAUUGUGCUUGUAAUGGUAACGUUCAGUGGGAUGUUGGUCACCAAGUGGUUGAUUCGUCUUCUUGUUUUCUUGAUUGAGCUAAACUUUUUGUUUAGAAAGAAGGUGCUCUAUUUUGUUCAUGGAUUGAAGAAGAGUGUUCAGGUCUGUAUUUGGUUGAUUGUGGUUCUUGUGACUUGGGUUUUAUUGUUUCAAGAAGGAGUUAAGCGGUCACAUACUGCUACUCGAAUUCUGGAUUACAUUACUUGGACUAUCGUAACUUUCCUCAUUGGUGCAAUCUUGUGGCUUCUAAAGACCUUGCUGCUAAAGAUUUUGGCAUCAUCUUUCCAUGUAAAUACGUUCUUUGAUAGGAUUCAAGAAUCAAUCUUCCAUCAGUAUAUACUACAGACUCUAUCAGGGCCUCCGGUAAUGGAGUCAGCUGCGAUAUUGGGCAGAACAAACAGUGCUAUUAGUCAAUUGAGUUUUAGGAGAAUGAAGAAGGGAAAGGAAAAGAAAGAGAAAGAGGUCAUCGAUGUAAACAAGCUUCAUAAAAUGAAGCAAGAAAAGGUUUCUGCAUGGACCAUGAAGGUGUUAGUUGAUGUGAUAUCUAAUUCAGGGCUUUCUACUAUCUCAAGUACUCUCGAUGAAAGUGAUUAUGAUGGAGGAGGGGAACAGACAGACAAGGAGAUUACCAACGAGGAGGAGGCCAUUGCUGCUGCCUAUCACAUUUUCAGGAAUGUUGCGCAGCCCUUUAGCAAGUACAUUGAUGAGAUGGACUUAAGGAGAUUCAUGAUCAAGGAAGAGGUGGAUCUUGUGUUCCCAAUGAUUGAUGUGGCUGAGACCGGAAGGAUUGACAGGAAAGCUUUAACAGAUUGGGUGGUGAAGGUUUACAAUAGUCGCAAAGCCUUGUCACAUGCUUUAAAUGAUACCAAAACAGCUGUAAAGCAAUUGAACAAGCUUGUCACAGGAAUCCUGAUUGUAAUUAUCAUUAUAGUGUGGCUUCUUUUGAUGGAGAUUGCAACAACCAAAGUACUUGUCUUUCUCUCAUCACAGCUUGUUGUGGCAGCGUUUAUGUUUGGUAAUACUUGCAAGAUUGUAUUUGAAGCUAUCAUAUUUGUAUUUGUGAUGCAUCCAUUUGAUGUUGGUGAUCGUUGUGUUGUCGAUGGUGUUCAGAUGAUAGUUGAAGAGAUGAACAUACUGACAACAGUAUUCUUGCGAUAUGAUAAUGAGAAGAUAUACUAUCCAAAUUCAGUAUUGGCUACGAAGCCCAUCAGCAACUUCUACCGAAGCCCAGAUAUGGGUGAUUCCUUGGAGUUUUCCAUUGACUUCAGGACACCAAUGGAGAAGGUCGGGUCUUUGAAAGAUAAAAUAAAGAAGUAA